Exophiala viscosa is the source of this 4794-nucleotide messenger RNA. RefSeq names its product JmjC domain-containing histone demethylation protein 1D/E/F. Gene Ontology annotation, biological process: protein demethylation; regulation of transcription by RNA polymerase II. Gene Ontology annotation, molecular function: zinc ion binding; histone demethylase activity; DNA-binding transcription factor activity, RNA polymerase II-specific. The coding region runs from base 304 to 4551 and encodes 1415 amino acids. The transcript has 2 exons. The record is from RefSeq and is a predicted model, not a curated record. NCBI's taxonomy places the organism in Eukaryota, Fungi, Ascomycota, Eurotiomycetes, Chaetothyriales, Herpotrichiellaceae.
GGCAAUAUUCACGGGUUGCGGCAACAGAACCGGUCUUAGCGCGAUUCUCUUGUAACGACUUGUGAUUUCCCUCCAGCAUGAACCGACCACACUCGACGUCAACUCCUCGCUCACCACCAACAUCGACGCUCUUUCUGUCCCAAUUUCUUGCCAGGCCUCGUCCGGCCGCUCAUAAAUGCUAUUCCACAAAUGUAGUGAACGCGCCCGACUGCCGUUCACGAAAGCUCGAACUGCUUGAACUCCGACCCCGCAACCCUCGCAACUCCCUGCGCUUCACUCUCCGUACUGUCUUUUGAGGCGACCAUGCCGACCUCUACUUCAUGGCGUCGUUCCGAAGACCCGUCAAGACCUCGAGGCACCAGUCCGGAACGGCCUCUCGUCGAGUUCAUCGAACGGCUCUCCCCUGACCCAACCUUCGAACCCUCGAACCUCCCCGAACCGUCCAAUCUACCGCAACCCUUACACGACAGUGGCGCCUCACUAAGAGGGCUCGGGCUAUCUGAUGCAGGAAUAUCGGACGGGCCGGGCCUGAGCCUGCAACCAGACCAUCUUUACUAUGACCGGGACGGCGCUGCUCAUGUUGGUGCCAGAAUUGUUAGUGGCGCGGGUGCGCAGUCAGGGCGGCCGGUACAAGACUUACACGAAUGGGCCCAGAAAAGUUACAAGUUCCCUUCAGAUACUCGGAGAUCUCGAACAAAAGGCCAUACGCGUUCUGGCUCCACCAUCGAUGAUCUUGCAACCGCCGCGAUUGCAACAAGUCCUCCGACAGUCUUUGCUGGCUCCUAUUCUCUCUCCCGAGCAAGCCCAUCCGCUGCGACCCGACCUUCCACGUCUUAUGUCCUUCGUUACAAUUAUGAUGACUUUACAAGCGGCCCACCAGCGAAGAGGAUAAAAUCUGAACGACUUCCGAACCUUGAAUGGACGACGCAGGGGGAGAGACCGAGAACAAGUGGUCAUGAGACGACGCCAGACAUCACCCACGAGGACGCUCUACUUCUGCUUGGGUUGAAGACCGAGGUCAAUUUCAAGACUAAGACGCCGUCCCUACAACCUGCGAGUCUACAUCAGCCUGACCAUUCGCCGUCUUCCGCUCGACGGUCCUCAGGAGCUUGGAACAAGGAUGGACGUCCUGCAGAACAGCUAUAUACCAUCGUGGACAGAGAGCUGUCGAAGCAAUCUCCGCCACAGAAGAGUCUGAAACAACCUACGACGGCGGUUCAGGUGGUUUCCUACCAUGACGCCGGAACAGCAGAAGUGGAUGCCUCGAGCAUACAAGGGGCAGCUGCAUCAACUCAGGAGCCGACAGCAUCAGUACAUCUGGGCGGCCAGUCCCGAGCCGACGGACAGCCAGAACAUGGUCCUGAGCCUGCAGAGUCGGCUGCCCGACGAGUCAAAAAGUCUAAGCGCGUUGAGGCCGAGGUCAAGCAAGAAGAGAUAUGUGCAGGAUGCCACCAACUCCAAUUGGACUCAGAUGAGGAAGACCUUGCAAUCGACUGGAUUCGUUGUGAUCCCUGCAAGCGGUGGUUUCAUGACAAGUGUGCAGGUCUCACAAAAGCCGAGGCAAAGAGCAUUGACAAAUUCAUCUGCAAGGAGUGCGAGUCCACGCACGGGAAGACAACCUAUGUUCGGAAGUCUUCCCGUCCACGGGCUGCUAUCGAUUAUGCGGGUCUCAAUGAGGGUGUUGUGAAGUCCUCUGCAGAGACGAGUACACAUCACUACAUCCAACCGAUCAAAGAAGGGAAGAUUCCUCUUCUCCCCGACGACUAUCCUCGCGUCAGACCGGAAUUGCUCACCGUGGAGUUUAUGGAGAGUUUUGAUGGCAUGAAGCGACCUUUUGUGGUUCCAGCCUGUUGGAAUCCGCGGUUUGGGGUCAAACCUACCUCCGAUGAGACUGCUGCAGGUGUGCCGGCGGACGAAGAUGCAUCUCCAGUGGCUAUCGACAGCAAUGGAGAGUUGGUGACCUCGAAAUCAUCAGAUACACUCGAUCUCCUCGCGGACGAGAUUGUCGACUGUGAUCAAGAUCUGCUCGAUAUGGUCAUCCCCAGAGACCUGACAGUGCGCAAGGUCGCCGAACUGUAUGGACCGAACGAGCCAGUGCCCGUUAUCGAUGUCAAAACCCAGGAAACGAAAGGUCAAUGGACUCUUGGUAAAUGGGCGGAUUAUUACGAGAAGCCGGGCGAAAAGGAGAUUCAAAAUGUCAUCAGUCUGGAAGUCUCGCACAGUCCCCUGGGUAAACUGCUCCGACGUCCCAGAGUAGUCCGAGAGCUUGACCUUGAGGACUAUGUUUGGGAGGCUGAUACUGAGACGCGGGCCAAGAAACGACCAGUGCAAUUCUAUUGCUUAAUGUCCGUGGCCGACAGCUACACCGACUUCCACAUUGACUUUGGAGGUUCUUCUGUCUACUAUCACAUUCUCAAAGGUACCAAGACAUUUUUCUUCAUUCCCCCGGAGGACAAGUACCUUAAGAAAUAUGAAGAGUGGUGCAACUCCGAUUCACAGAACGAGACCUGGCUUGGGGAACUAUGUGGCAACAAUGUCACAAGAGUCGAUCUGCACGAGGGAGACACUGCCUUCAUUCCGGCAGGCUGGAUCCACUCGGUCUGGACUCCAGAGGACAGUCUGGUGAUUGGCGGCAACUUCCUCACCCGCAUCGACUACGAAUUGCAGCUCAAGAUCUUCAACGUUGAGAAAGCAACCAAGGUGGCUGCCAAGUUUCGCUAUCCAUACUUUCAAAAGGUCAUGUGGUAUGCCUUGAUGAGGUACCUCGAGCAAGAUCCGCUUCCGGACGAGGUGGUCCAGGACUUUCGUGACGACCCCGACUAUGUCUUCUUGCGUGCGAACCCUGUCUGGCACGAAAUCGGGUACCUGGAAAACAUGGCAGAGCCUAGAGAGCCGGCAUACAAUGCCAGACAUUACCCGAAAGCCGAAGUCUCUGGAUGGCCUUCUCUCAGAGAAUACCUUUACCGAACGGCUCGCAUUCAUGCUGGCCUGCCGGUUCCUGACAUCACCAAGAAACAGAUUGACGCGGUCAAGAAUUCUAUACCGAAGGAGAUCAAUGACCCUAUGCUAAUGAUCAAGCUUUUUGCUAUAUGGUGUGCUUGGAAGACUGGCAAUGUUACAGCACCGGAAUGGGUUUACUCAGAUGGUGUCAUAGAAGUCGAAAAGACCGAGAAGAGCAAGAAAAAUGAAGUCUUCCGCCUUCCUGGCGAGCGCACUUCGCUACGAAAAGCUGCACAAGCUCACGUACAAGCACAGACGCCUCCUCCUGCAGUCAGUGUCUUGAAACCUACGACAAAAGAUAGCAGAUCUGGCAGUGGCAGCAACAGCAAGGGGAACGGGAAAAUGGCCUGCGAGACUUGUCGCAAGCGACGCAUCAAAUGUCGGCAUAAAUCAGGCAGUGAAACCCCAACAAGACCUGCACCUGAGAUUCGACCUCGUAGUUUCUCGAAUACCGGACCACAACCGAGUGCAGUCCUGCUGAAUGGGUCCAAUCCAGAACCCGUCCCAGCAUCCGAAGAUACAAGUGCCGCGCCUCAGGUGAGCGCUUCAGACAGUGCGCUCUCGAAUGAUCCACUAUCUUCCUCUAAAAAAGGAAGAACCAAGGCUUGUGAGGAAUGUCGCAAGAGCAAGCGUCGCUGUGUGCAUGAUGAAUAUGGCCGUGUGGAUCCUGCAAAGGCUGCGGAGCCAUCAAAACCACGGGGAUCGACCAGUUCGAAACGCCCGGCUCGGCUUAGCGAUGAAAAUGCACCUAUCAAGCGAGCCAGAACGGACUGGGCUUCUCUGGACGACCUCAUUGAUCCCGCUCUCAUGAAUGGCGAUUCUUUUGAGGCUGUUCUGGAUGCAGUCGAAGAUGAUUUCCACACACCAGCACCAUUUGCAGACGAAUUUGUUGUUGACGGAGUUGACGGCAGCGAUGACAUCGAGGAGGAGGCAAAUGAUGACCCGAUAGAAGGUGAAGCUGUCGACACUAUUAUUGUUGAUCCAGCAUCAGGCGCAAUCGCAGCGCAAGCAGUGGAAGUUGUCAACAUCAAGAGUGAACUCGAUCACGGAGAAUAUUUGCCCCUCAAAGAUGGCAAUGCUACUGAUUCCACCACUCCAAGAAACGACAGUGCAUUCGCUACGCCUGGUCCAAUCAAGAAUGGAUUUUCAGUCAACGGGGACCACUCAGGAUCAGCAGAUUCGGCACCCGGAUCCAGACAAUCCUCACGACAGCCGAAGCAAGUCGAGAUGUACACAGCCGACGACACCAGAUCACCUAGUAAACCAUACCCGAAGCCCGCCAGAAGUGACCGUCGAGCUUCGAGUGCUGCAAGUGCGCAAACGAUGGUGACGAGCAUCAAAAGUCAGCGUUCAUCAAGCAACACUUCUUCGACAAUACACCAGAUGGCGUUAAUGAUGACGAGACGUAGUGCGUCUCGAGAAGCUUCGCGCAGGCCGGUCAGUCGAGACAGUACUGGGGGGUCAAGCGAUCUGGAUGCAGACGAGCGGCUAGCGAGAGAACUGCAAGCAGCCGAAAAUGGACUGAGACGACGCACUAGUAUGAGAGCAUAGAAUAACUCGAGCCUUGAUGGCAACGAGGUUGUAUGAUGAUGUUAUGACAGGAAAGAUGGGCGUUGAUGGGAUCAUUCUCGGAUUGCGGGUCGGUAAAGAGCGACCAGACUCUGCAUAUAAUGCAUGGCGCUCAUCGUUGGGUUUUCAUGGGCCUCGAAGAACGAUUUUGAUUUUCUCAUCCUAAUACCCUCAUAGCUAAGCUGAUGCUUUUGUCGAUGUUGAUUUCUGUAUGGCUAUAAUGCC